Molecule: messenger RNA, 1101 nt
Organism: Symbiodinium natans
Lineage: Eukaryota; Dinophyceae; Suessiales; Symbiodiniaceae
Source: the annotation of a GenBank genome assembly
AUGCGGGCGAUGGCGGGCGAACGUGAAGUUGUGGCCGAUGGCGCGGUAUUGCCGGGGUGGCCGGCGCAUCCAGCACGCAGGCGCUGCGGCGCCGUGGCUGCGCUGGCCGUGUUGUGGCUGGGUGCGGGCGCCGGAAGCUCGGGCUUUGCGGUGAGACGGCAACAGGGCGCUCCGGAGUUCCGCACGCUCCAAACGAAGGCCACUUGGCGGUUGAAGGAAGGCGAGGAGGACAAGCGAAGCCUUAUGGCGACGCUGCGCAGCCCCAACACGAAGCCACGGGAACUUGCUGCGACGGCCGCUGCUUUGCAGCAGCGCCGCCUUCUGACAGAUCCUCGGGAGUACACGACCACCAUCAAUGUGCUUGGCCGGCUGGGGCUUUGGCGAGAGUGUCUGGGCUUGCUAGUAGACAUGCAAAGGAACGGGCUUAAGCCCAAUGUGAUCACCUACAAUGCGGUGUUGAAGGCCUUGGCUCGAAGUAAACGAUGGCGGGAGGCCAUUCAGCUCAUCGGUGAGAUGUGGGACUCACGGCUUUCUCCCGACGUCAUCUCCUACACGACAGCCAUCUCGGCCUGCGCUGCGAGCGGCCGCUGGAAGGAGGCUUUGCAGCUCCUGGCCGAGAUGGAGCGCGCGGGGAUCAAGGCCGAUGUCCGGAUCUUCAAUGCGGCCAUCAACGCCUGCGCGCAGGCUGGCGAGGUGGUGCGCGCCAUGCUGCUCUUUGAAGGCAUGCCCGAAAGGCAGCUGGCACCGGACAUCAUCACGUACAAUGCUCUCAUCAAUGCCUGUGCCCGGGGGGGAGCAUGGGAGGAAGCCGUGGACCUGCUUUCGAAGAUGAAGGAUCAGGGCUUGGCCCCCCAGACGCGUACCUACAACUCGGCAAUCAACGCGUGCGACAAGGCUUUCCGUGGCUACGAGACCUUACUGCUGUUGGAUGACAUGUUCGAGCACCAGGUCGCACAUGGAGAGAAACGUCGCUUGCGUCAGACACUUGCACCACAAGAGUCAGAGGGUCAGCGGCAGGCCAAGCCGAACGCAGUGACCUUCAACACCGCGAUGAGCGCGUGCUUGAAAGGUGGAAUGCAGACUGAGGCGCCAGCAAGCUGA